AUGAACGCCUUGGGGUUGUCAAUAAUUGCCAAACUGGGGUGUAUUUGUAGCAGGGAAACUCUAGAUACGAGUACAGGGAAGACUGAUAUUUGGAGUUUAGGGUGCCUUUUGUACGCCAUGUGCUAUUUUAAGUCCCCCUACGAUAUUGUUUACGAAAGGGGGGACUCGGUGGCACUGGCGGUCCUUUCUGGUACCGUCUCAUUCCCGGAAGGAUCCCCAUAUCCCGAGAACAUUCACAACUUAAUUUUGUUUAUGCUGAAGAUAGAUUAUAACGAACGCCCUUACAUACACGCGGUCAUCGAAAAAUUGGAUGAUGUAAUCAAUCAAGUCGAAAAUAAAGUCUAAAACAAAAGCGGCUUACUAAGUGUAUUGUUGAUAAACAAUCGAAACCAAAAAAAAGGGAUUCCGUUUGUCUCUUUUUUUUGUAACAAACUACGUCAAUUGACACAUUUGUAAGACAUACCACUUAUAAAAUAUUUUAUACCUAAUGUUGUUAAUAUUGUGCGAUGACGAAAAAUAAAUUAUUUUUUAUUUAA
Agrilus planipennis (emerald ash borer) is the source of this 536-nucleotide messenger RNA. RefSeq names its product serine/threonine-protein kinase 16. Gene Ontology annotation, cellular component: cytoplasm; Golgi apparatus. Gene Ontology annotation, biological process: protein phosphorylation. The transcript has 4 exons. The record is from RefSeq and is a predicted model, not a curated record. NCBI's taxonomy places the organism in Eukaryota, Metazoa, Arthropoda, Insecta, Coleoptera, Buprestidae. Gene Ontology annotation, molecular function: ATP binding; protein serine/threonine kinase activity. The coding region runs from base 1 to 345 and encodes 114 amino acids.